AACUUUGUCGCUGGAGCUCAAAAAACGGCGACGUAUCGUAAAGGUAGAUGAAAGUUUGAAGAAGCAGCUAUGCUCUGCACAAGCUUCCAGAAAGAAGAAAAUAAAAUCUAGAGAGAGAGAGAUCCAAAAUAUCGGAUUCAAUCGUCGUCGGAUUUUCCUAGAGUAGAGAUAGAGAUAGUUUUUGUCUCCCAUUGCGUCUGGAUCGGUGAAUAUGGAGGUGGAUAAGCGAAGCAGCGACGGUGGUGAAUACACGUCGGAGGACGAAGGGACGGAGGAUUACCGGCGCGGCGGUUACCACGCCGUGAGGAUCGGAGACUCCUUCAAGAACGGUCGGUACGUUGUUCAGAGCAAACUCGGCUGGGGCCAUUUCUCCACUGUCUGGCUCUCCUGGGACACUCAAUCUUCUAGAUAUGUGGCUUUGAAGGUUCAAAAGAGUGCUCAGCACUAUACUGAAGCUGCCAUGGAUGAGAUCACCAUACUGCAACAGAUUGCAGAGGGAGAUACUGAUGAUACCAAAUGUGUUGUGAAGCUUUUGGAUCAUUUCAAACACUCAGGUCCGAAUGGGCAGCAUGUAUGUAUGGUUUUUGAGUACUUGGGAGAUAAUCUGUUAACCCUCAUAAAGUAUUCUGACUAUCGUGGCUUGCCUAUUGCCAUGGUUAAGGAGAUUUGUUAUCACAUGUUGGUUGGAUUAGACUACUUGCAUAAACAGCUCUCCAUCAUACAUACUGAUCUGAAGCCUGAAAACGUCUUGUUACCGUCAACGAUUGAUCCAUCGAAAGAUCCCAGGAAGUCUGGAGCUCCUCUUGUUCUCCCCACUGAUAAGGAUAAGACAGUUGACUCCAAUGGAGAUUUUGUCAGGAGUCAAAAGAAAGACGUACAUCGAAAGGUAAAGCUUUCGGCUCAGGGAAGUGCAGAGAAGAAGAGCAUUGUUGAUUCUGACAAAGUUCACGGAGUGGGAUCAUCCAUUAAUGGAAAACUGAGUGUUGCAGAGAAAUCGAUUGAAGAAGACUGUCCUUCUACUUCUGCCACUAAUGGAUUAGAUGGCUGCGAGAAAGUAAAGCAAGGCGGUAAGAAAGGGAGUCGAACGAGUAGAAGGCACCUUGUGGCAUCUGUUGACCUCAAGUGUAAACUUGUUGACUUUGGUAAUGCGUGUUGGACAUACAAACAGUUCACCAGCGACAUUCAAACGAGACAGUAUAGGUGUCCUGAAGUAAUCCUUGGAUCUAAAUAUUCGACAUCGGCAGAUCUCUGGUCCUUUGCGUGCAUAUGUUUUGAGCUUGCCACUGGAGAUGUACUUUUCGAUCCCCAUAGUGGAGACAAUUAUGAUAGAGAUGAGGACCACUUGGCUUUGAUGAUGGAGCUUCUCGGAAUGAUGCCACGCAAGAUAGCUUUAGGAGGCCGCUACUCCAGAGAUUUCUUCAAUAGGCAUGGUGAUCUUCGACACAUCAGAAGACUGCGUUUCUGGCCCAUGAACAAAGUCCUUACCGAGAAGUACGAGUUCAGUGAGCAAGAUGCAAAUGACUUGAGUGAUUUUCUUGUUUCGAUUCUUGAUUUCGUCCCGGAGAAACGACCAACUGCGUCUCAGUGUCUUUUACAUCCCUGGAUCAACUCUGGUCCUCGUUCUCUAGAACCUUCACUCUCACCUCAAGACCAAAAACCCGAAGCCAAGCUUGAUACAGAGAGAAAGAAGAGAGAGAACGAGGAGCAAGAAGCUGUCGAGGCUAAAAUGGAGAACGUCGCCAUAUCAUCCUCAGAAUCCAAACCAGGUACGAGCCAAAGCUCCUCUCUUAAGCAAGCAAUUUGACUUACUGAGAGAUUUGCCUGUUUAGUUCUGUUCCGUGAUUGAGCGAGGGCAAAUUGUGAUUUUUAAAAAUCGCGUCCUGUGCCAAUGAGAACUUGAAGCCAGAACCAUCCCAAGCUGUUUAAUAGAAAGACAAAAACUUGAGCUCUCGAAAAUUUCGUAUCUGCAGAGUGAUAUACUGUUUGUUGUACUUUCACGAUUCCAAGUACCAUUAUUCACAUUUAACAUAUAUUUUGAUUGGAUAUAUAUACAUCUACUACAAUUCUGAUGCCGAGAAAA
Molecule: messenger RNA, 2080 nt
Organism: Eutrema salsugineum
Lineage: Eukaryota; Viridiplantae; Streptophyta; Magnoliopsida; Brassicales; Brassicaceae
Product: SRSF protein kinase 1
Exons: 4
Coding region: 212-1804 (530 amino acids)
Biological process (GO): regulation of mRNA processing; protein phosphorylation; spliceosomal complex assembly
Molecular function (GO): ATP binding; protein kinase activity
Source: RefSeq, a predicted model, not a curated record